Amoebophrya sp. A25 is the source of this 382-nucleotide messenger RNA. NCBI's taxonomy places the organism in Eukaryota, Dinophyceae, Syndiniales, Amoebophryaceae. The record is from the annotation of a GenBank genome assembly.
AUGUCCAGCGGAAAGAUAAUUCAGAUUCGUUCGAACAAUACUCGUUUUAAUCGGAACAAUAAUCGGAAGAAGAACGUUACUCACAAAUCAGCUAUCUUCUCUAGACUGGCGCGAUUUUCCGGACACUGCCAUGUUGAGGGGAAUUGCCGAGCUCAAGAGCAAGGUUUUUCAGGGUUUGGCCAUCGCGUCAGGGGUGUCAUUUUCCGACUGAUGCCGCUCACAAACGUGCUCAAACAACCAUGUAUUUUGAAUACGUCACAGUGUAAUAAACGCUCACAGCACGACCUUUUUUUGAUGAGAAGAGAAGCGCCUCUUUGAGAAUGUCAUAUGCGCAAGACUUGCUCUUGGUAUGUACGCCAGGGUUGUUGCCAAGCUUGUGUAU